Messenger RNA from Onychostruthus taczanowskii (white-rumped snowfinch), 1241 nucleotides. RefSeq names its product guanylate kinase 1 (gene GUK1). Gene Ontology annotation, biological process: purine nucleotide metabolic process. Gene Ontology annotation, molecular function: GMP kinase activity. The record is from RefSeq and is a predicted model, not a curated record. Gene Ontology annotation, cellular component: cytosol. Lineage: Eukaryota; Metazoa; Chordata; Aves; Passeriformes; Passeridae. The coding region runs from base 514 to 1110 and encodes 198 amino acids. The transcript is spliced from 8 exons.
UGGUUUGAUCUGUGAGCAGGAGAAGGAGUUUUCCUGUUGUCUUUGUGGUCGUGAAGCUGUGUGGAUUUGGUCCAAAGGAAAGUGCCUGGAAGUGUUCUGGGUUGGAUGGAGCUUGGAGCAGCCUGGCCUAGUGGAAAUUGUCCUUGCCCAUGGCAGGGGUGUGCAGUUAGAUGUUCUGGAAGGUCCCUUCCAAACCAUUCCAGGAUCCUACACAGACAAAAUCCUCGUGACUGCAGGGACAGAAGCAGCUUUGCUGUUUUCCAUAAUCCCAGCCCAGCAAGGGCUGGCACCCCUCAGCCUUUUGGGGCUGCAGCUUUGCCAGCCAGGAGAGCAGGGAGUGGAGGAGGAACCAGGGGGAGAUUAAAGCUCAGCAGGGUUGUUCUCAUUGGCCACCUUCAAAUUGCAGCUUGUUAAUUAAGGCUUUAGGAGCUCACAAAUAGCCCAGCUCUGUCCCCAGGAGCCUGUGCUGCUGCCACUGCUUUCCUUGGCUGGAAGGGAGCACGAGGAAGAGUCAUGCAGGGACCAAGGCCAGUGGUUCUGAGUGGCCCAUCAGGUGCAGGGAAAAGCACUUUGUUAAAGAAAUUGCUCAAAGAUUAUGAGAACAUCUUCGGCUUCAGCGUCUCCCAUACCACAAGGCAGCCGAGACCUGGAGAAGUGAAUGGCAAAGAUUAUCACUUUGUGUCCAGAGAGGAAAUGCAGAAAGAAAUUGAUGCUGGUGAAUUUAUUGAGCACGCGGAGUUCUCCGGGAACAUGUACGGGACAAGUAAAGGAGCUGUGCAGGCCGUGCAGGCCCAGAACCAGAUCUGUGUCCUCGACAUCGACAUCCAGGGCGUGAAGAACAUCAAGAGGACGGAGCUGAACCCCAUCUACAUCUCGGUGCAGCCGCCGUCCAUCGAGAUCCUGGAGAAACGACUACGGGACCGAAAGACUGAGACAGAGGAGAGUUUACAGAAGCGUUUGACUGCAGCCCGCGUGGACCUGGAGCUCAGUAAAGAGCCUGGGCUGUUUGACCUGGUCAUCAUCAAUGAUGAUUUAGAAAAGGCCUAUUCUGAAUUGAAGGAGCUGCUGCUGGAGGAAAUCAAGAAGACCGAAGAAUCCAGGAAGUCCUGAGCUGGCCCUGCUUGGGCGUUUCAAUUUUGCACAUCAUUCCCGAAGCACGUCGCAGCGUUUUAUUCCACAAGACAUUCCCUUUAGGCUGCUCCUACCCCCAACUCACCCUAGGAUGUUUAUAUUAAAAGGAA